Xenopus tropicalis (tropical clawed frog) is the source of this 1373-nucleotide messenger RNA. It is a transcript of the gene sirt7, whose product is annotated as sirtuin 7. Gene Ontology annotation, molecular function: NAD+ binding; NAD-dependent protein lysine deacetylase activity; histone H3K18 deacetylase activity, NAD-dependent. Gene Ontology annotation, biological process: regulation of mitochondrion organization; DNA repair-dependent chromatin remodeling; epigenetic regulation of gene expression. The record is from RefSeq and is marked provisional. Gene Ontology annotation, cellular component: chromatin; site of double-strand break. NCBI's taxonomy places the organism in Eukaryota, Metazoa, Chordata, Amphibia, Anura, Pipidae.
GACUGGAACUGCAACAAUGGGGCGCGCAGAGAGGAAGGCGGAAGCGCGAGAGGAAAUUCUCCGGCGAGAACAGAACCGGGACCGGCUCCGGCGGGUGUGUGUGAUCCUGCACAAGCCGGCCGCAGACAGGAGCCCAGAGGAGAGUGAACUGCUGGGGAAAUGUGGGGACUUGGUGCACGAAUUGGAGAAACGGAGGCUGCAUGUGGAGAGGCGGCGGCACCGGGAACAAGAGGUGCUGGAUGAUACUGAUUUGCUGAGGGAAAAGGUUCUUCAGUUGGCAGGUGCCUUUCGUGCAGCAGAACAUGUUGUUAUCUACACGGGGGCUGGAAUUAGCACGGCUGCAGCUAUUCCAGAUUAUCGAGGGCCAAGCGGUGUAUGGACACUUCUGAAUAAGGGCAGGACUGUAAAUGCAGGGGAUCUAAGUGAAGCCCAGCCUACUUUUACUCACAUGUGCAUUGUGCGGUUACACAGUGCAGGGCUGGUCCAGCAUAUUGUGUCACAAAAUUGUGAUGGGCUACAUCUUCGUAGUGGGUUACCAAGAGAAGCCAUCUCUGAAGUUCAUGGAAAUAUGUUCAUUGAGGUCUGCACCUUAUGUUCACCGCAAAAAGAGUAUGUGAGAUUGUUUGAUGUAACAGAACGCACAGCUCUUCACAGGCACAACACAGGGCGCUUCUGUCACAAUUGCGGUGCUGAACUUAGAGACUCCAUUGUUCACUUUGGAGAACGGGGGAAGCUGACACAGCCAUUAAACUGGGAAGGAGCAGUGCAAGCUUCUGAGAAAGCUGAUGUAAUAUUAUGUCUUGGUUCAAGUCUAAAGGUCCUGAAAAAGUAUAGCUGCCUCUGGGGCAUGAACAGGGCUCGUGCACGUCGGCCAAAGCUCUAUAUUGUGAACUUACAGUGGACCCCUAAGGAUUCAGUAGCUACCCUUAAGAUUAAUGGCAAGUGUGAUGAUGUUAUGCAGAUCUUAAUGGAAGAAUUGAAUUUAAAUGUUCCUGUUUAUGACCGGUCUCAGGAUCCAAUAUUCUCCUUGGCUGUCCCAUUGCACUCCAGUGAAGAACAAAGCCAUACUCGAAAGCCUAUAAAGACUGCAGAUUCACACAACAUAAUACCUGAGCAGGAGCAGCCUGUUGUUGAGCAGCCAGUAAGUGGCGGCUGGUUUGGUAAAGGAUACACCAAGGGUCGGAGGAUGAGAAGAUGAUGAAUCGAGGGGUCUCUCUUCCCUUAGUAAACUUGCACAUCUGCACUAUAUAUGGCUGUUUGCACAAACAAAAAAAUUAAGCUGUAUAAAAUGUUCUUAAAAGAUAUUUUAUUUUCCUAAAGUAUUUUUUUAAACUGCAAAUAUUAAGUAAACAUUGAAAAUCUGUUUAAAGCUG